AUGUAUAUUUCUACUCAAAUUGGAAGGUGCUUAGUCGAGGAACCUGAUCUCAAAAAUCGAAUGCUCUACAAAACCUUAGAAUUAGAAUUAUAAGGUACAGAAAUUUGGCAAUUGUUUAGCUCAGGGAGGCUUGAAAGUAGUGAAAAACACAUUCUAAAAUGAUCCUAAAUAUGAGUUAAAGAACUUUGACUUAAGAAAGAGAUUCGAUCUGAGGCCCAAAAAUAUUCAUUCAUAGAAUAUUUAAUAAAAUCUUUAAACACAAUAGUUGUAAACCUAGGAGGUUUCAAGAAAUCUUCGAUCUUUGAACUUCACUUAAAGACUAAUAAGACAAGAAGAAAUAACAGAUCAUAAUCACAAUGGUUUGUUGAGUGCUUUGAUCUACGAAGCCCGAUAGAAGUAGCUAUAAUAAUAGCCUCCUGGCUCAUAGGACUAAAAAUAAUGUCUUCUUGACAACCUAGAUGGCAAUGACAUGAGAUUAUUGGUAUGUAUAACCAUGUUCAGAGAACCCCUAACUUAGCUAUAAAAGUCAAUUGAUGGUGUAGUGUAGUCUUUAGAUGCAUUUAUGAAGUAUGGGAUAGCUCCUCAUCAAAUUGGAGUUUGUGUGUUCUUUGAUGGAAUAGAAAAUAUUCAUAAUGUGAUGGAUGAGAAUGGGACAGCAUAUCAUGAAAAUAUUAUUCGUAAUUAAUAAUAAUAAAAUUCUUAGCCUACUUUAAAAGCAACCUAGAUGAGCAAUACGGGAUCAAGGAUAAAAAGACACUUGACUACCAAUAUUGGGAGUACAAGAAACACAAGAAAUUCUUGAACGAUUACAAUCCUCAGAACAUUAUAAAUUUGAGGAAAAACAAGGAACUCCUAUUAAAGAAAUUCAAAAAAUACAAGGAUUCCCUUCUACCAAUAAUGAAAGCCUAAAAGGGCUAUAAAUGGAUGCCAUAAGAUGAAUGGGUGGAAACCAACAUCAUAUAGGCAAUGAUCAGAUAAUACCAAUUGUCAAAAUAGUAUAUUUAGGAUAGAGAUAACACUGCCUGGGUAUAUUAAGGUAGACAUGUUUAUCAGGAAUGCACAAUGCCAAUAUUUUAUGUUUUCAAAUUCAAAAAUGGGUCUAAACUCUCUUCCCAUCUAUGGUUUUUUAAAGGAUUUUGCUAAGAAUUGAAACCAGAAUAUUGUUUAUUGAUGGACUGUGGAGCUGUUCCUGCUAAAGACAGUAUUUUUAGAUUAAUAAGUUCAAUGGAGGCAGAUCCAAAGAUAGGCGGUGUAUGUGGCAAUAUGAGAAUAGAAGAGGAGAUAGAAAACAAUGAAGCCCAAAAUGAUUAAUAAAUGGAUAUUCUAAGCAAAAUCCUAAAUACACAUUUCUUUUCAAUAAAAAAAUGCUAAUAAUGUGAAUAUGAUAUUGGACACACUUUGGAUAAAAAUUACGAAUCAGCCUUGAAUUACAUCCAUGUUUUGCCAGGAGCUUUCUCGGCUUAUCGAUACUAAGCCUUCAGUUAACAUUACAAAAAGUACUCAAGGUAGGCAAUGUACAUUCAAUCCCAAUUAAAUAUGCUACCUAGGGUUACUUAAGAUAAUCAACAAGAUAUUAAUGUUAAUGUGGAUAAUUCACAAGGUUCCCAUAUUCCUAUUCAAGUGGAAGACUAUAAUAUUCUCAAUUUUUAUUUGAGGUAAGUGAUGGAAUCUGAUUAUUAAUAUAGCAGUAUUACUGAAGCUAAUAUGUUUUUGGCUGAGGAUCGGGUAUUAUGUUUAUUGCUGUUUUGCUAAAGUUUUUAUCUAAAAUACAUUCCAGAUGCCAUAGUUUAUGUAGAUGCUUGUUAAAGUUUGAUUGAUUUGCUAUUUUAAAGAAGGAGAUGGAUAAAUGGAAGUUGGUUUGCUCUGAAUUAUGUUUAAGAGACUUAUCAUGACAAAUUAGAGGGCAGUUUUCAUACAUGGGAGGCAAAGCAAAUGCUUAAAUUUAGCAUUAUAACUGCAAACUUAAAUCAACUAUAAUAAUACUUUUUCUAAUCAUUCUAGAUAGUUUGGUUGUUCAUGGUAUUGUAAACUGCUGUAGAUUCUAAUGGUACAAUGGAAGAUAAACAUUAUAAUCCUAUCUAGGAAUCUACUGACAACAUUGUAGUUUCUGCAAUUAUAGGAUUGUACAUCUUCUUGGUUUUAAUGCUUAUAUAUUUAUCUUUGACUUAUGACUAAUAGAUAUUGAAUAAUGUGAAUGGAACUAUUGCUCAAUCAAAAAAGCAGGUUUAAGAUAAGAUUAAGAACUACUAUUAUUCGAGAUACUAUUUUGUUUCUACUAUAUUGGGUUUAAUGAGUUUAGCAACUGUUGGCUACACAAUUUAUCUACUAAUUUAAUAAAUCAUAUUGGAACUCAAAUUUAGUGAGUUUUUAGAAGUACCAAAUGCACCCCAAUCAUAUUAUAGUUUACUUAUAGUUCUGAACUUUGGAAUUUUGGGACUUCCAUUUCUCUUCACUUUAGUUACUUAGCCGUCGAUAAUAUUGAGUGUGAUUGUUAAUUCCAUUCAUUACUUCUAUUUUCAGCCUACCUAUACUCAUUUAUUCAUUACUUAUGCUUUUUGUAGGAUUGAUGACUUAUCUUGGGGAACCAAGGGUCUUACUGAAGACAACAGCAAAAAUAAAGUAUACACCGACAAAGUCUACAAAAAAUACUUAUUUGUUAUUAAGUGGAUAGUACUUAAUUGCUUACUUUCAGGAAUUCUAAUACUAUUACUAAGAAUGAACAUUUCAAUGUUGCCUUCAUUCCUAAUUUUAUUUGUGUCCGUAAUUCUAACGGUCAUCAGUAUAAUCAAAGGGUUUUUAGCACUAAUUCACUUAUUCCAAUUCUACAUGCCUUCAGGAACCAAGGCUAGAAGAGACAAGUAAAUUUAUAAUAUGAAAUAUUUAGAUUAAUUAAAAGCGUAGACAAAAAGAAAGAAACCUUAGAAAGAGGCAAAUCUUUUAACACUAAUUUAUAAAAAUUCUUCAUGCCACAAAAUUCUAGAUGAAAUGUUAUUUUUUCAAGCAUUAUAUUUUAUUUUGAACAUCGC
Paramecium octaurelia is the source of this 3026-nucleotide messenger RNA. The record is from the annotation of a GenBank genome assembly. Lineage: Eukaryota; Ciliophora; Oligohymenophorea; Peniculida; Parameciidae.